UGCAGACGCUUGUUUCAUCCACUGCUGCAGCCAACGGAGCUUUUCUACAGCUGCCUCGUCUUAAAUAACUGGGAUCAAAAGAAAGCAUCCAUUAUGAGAUUGAAAACAUGGCUGCUUAAGGAACCCAAACAUGAAGACAUUGUAAGUUGUGUUGGCUGGACCACGGCAGAUGAACUAUAUUCGUGCAGUGAAGACCACCAAAUCCUCAAAUGGAACCUGUUGACUAGUGAGACCAGUCUGGUCGUCAAACUACCAGAAGACAUUUACCCCAUCGACUUACACUGGUUCCCAAAAACUGUUGGUGGCAAAAAACAGACGCAGGCUGAAGUCUUUGUCCUUACCAGCUCUGAUGGAAAGUUCCACCUGAUUUCCAAGGUUGGGAGAAUAGAGAAGAGUGUCGAAGCACACAGUGGAGCAGUUUUGGCUGCAAGAUGGAACUGCGACGGCACUGCCCUCAUCACAGCUGGAGAAGAUGGUCAGAUCAAGAUCUGGUCAAAAAGUGGAAUGUUGCGUUCAACACUAAUCAGUCAAGGAUCUCCUGUUUACUCUGUGGCCUGGGGUCCAGACUCAGACAGAAUUCUUUACACAUCAGGAAGACAGCUCAUCAUAAAGCCUCUGCAGCCUAGUGCUAAAGUCAUGCAGUGGAAGGCCCAUGAUGGCAUCAUUCUGAAGGUGGACUGGAAUUCAGUCAAUGACCUCAUCCUUUCAGGGGGAGAAGAUUGUAAAUAUAAGGUAUGGGACAGCUUCGGUCGUCUGCUGUACUCUUCAUCACCUCAUGACUACCCAGUCACCUCUGUGUCCUGGUCUCCAGACGGAGAAGUGUUUGCUGUGGGCUCUUUUAACACCCUGAGGCUCUGUGACAAGACUGGGUGGUCCUAUGCCUUGGAGAAGCCAAACACUGGCAGUGUGUUCACCAUAGCCUGGUCUGCUGAUGGCACCCAGCUGGCAGGAGCCUGUGGUAACGGUCAUGUCAUCUUUGCCCAUGUGGUGGAGCAGCGCUGGGAGUGGAAGAAUUUUGUGAUCACUCUGACCAAGAGAAGAACGAUGCAGGUGAGAAAUGUAACAAAUGACGCUGUGGACAUUCUGGAGUUUAGAGAUCGAGUCAUCAAGGCCUCGCUGGCAUUUGGUCACCUGGUGGUGGCCACAUCACUCCAGUGCUAUGUUUACAACACGAAAAACUGGAACACUCCUCUCAUCUUUGAGCUGAAGGAGGGAACGGUGAGCCUCAUCCAGCAGGCAGAGAAACACUUCCUGCUUGUGGAUGGAGCAGGCUUGUACCUGUUCUCUUACGAGGGUCAGCUGAUAUCCUCCCCCAAGUUCCCUGGUAUGAGAGCUGAUGUCCUCAAUUCCCAAGGUGUCUCCCUCAGUAAUGACACUAUCGCUGUUCGGGACAAACGUGACGAAAAAGUUAUCCUGUUGUUUGAUGCUCUGACUGGGAAAGUCCUCAGUGAUGGGAAGCCCCUGACUCACAAGAUGGAGGUGGUAGACAUCGCUCUGGACCAGUGUGGCCCGUCCACAGAACGGAAGAUUGCCCUGGUAGAUAAGAACCAUGACCUUUACAUAACCUCUGUGCGUCAUCUUGGCCGAGAAGCCAAAAUCUGCAAAAUUGGUAGCAUGGUUCACAGCGUGGCCUGGAACGAUGCUGCUAACAUCCUGUGUGGAAUCCAGGACAAUCAGUUCACAGUGUGGUGUUACCCCAGUGUGGUGUUCACUGACAAAGAACUACUUCCCAAAACACUGUACAUUAAGGACGGCAGUGAGUUCAGUCGAUCCCCACACAUACUAAGCUUUGUCGGUACCAUAGCAACGUUACGUCAAGGAGACGGUUCCCUGGUGUACAGCAGCAUUCCUCCUUACGCAGGUGUGCUCCAUGAGUACAGCUCCUCUACACGCUGGGAGGAGGCACUGCGCCUCUGCCGAUUUGCCAAGGACCAGUCUUUGUGGGCGUGUCUCGCUGCCAUGUCAAUGACACACAGGGAGCUGACCACAGCAGAAAUGGCCUACGCUGCCAUCGGAGAGUUACCAAGGGUGCAGUACAUCAAGAUCAUAAAGGAGCAGCCGUCCAAGGAAUCAUCCUUGGCCCACAUGCUGUUGUUCAGUGGUCAGGUCCAGGAGGCCGAGGCCACCCUGCUACAGGCUGGUCUCAUCUACAGGGCCAUUCAGGUCAACAUCAAUCUUUUUAACUGGGAAAGGGCAUUAGACUUGGCAGUCAAACACAAGACCCAUGUGGACACUGUGCUGGCCUAUAGAGAGAAGUUCCUGAAGAAGUUUGGCAGGAAGGAGACCAAUCAGAGGUUUCUUCAGUAUGCUGAAGGGGUGGAAGUGGACUGGACGAAAAUCCAGGCUAAGUUGGAGAUGGAAAUGUCCAAAGAGCGAGAGAAAGCGGCGAACGCCUCUGUGAGGAGCAGCGUUUCUGUCCGCCGCUGAUCUUCCUCAUGCCUUCAUCAAAGACACAGUGCACAGGUCAUAUUUAGUCACUCUUCACCGACCACCGCCACCUGAUGUCAAAGGAUAGAUUACAGUGUAAUCUGCAGACUGUAUAUAUAUAUAUUUUUUUUACUUAUUUUUUGUAG
This is a messenger RNA of Cynoglossus semilaevis (tongue sole), 2573 nucleotides long. It is a transcript of the gene ift80, whose product is annotated as intraflagellar transport 80 homolog (Chlamydomonas). NCBI's taxonomy places the organism in Eukaryota, Metazoa, Chordata, Actinopteri, Pleuronectiformes, Cynoglossidae. The record is from RefSeq and is a predicted model, not a curated record. Gene Ontology annotation, biological process: cilium assembly. Gene Ontology annotation, molecular function: protein binding. Gene Ontology annotation, cellular component: cilium; intraciliary transport particle B; centrosome. The transcript is spliced from 20 exons. Bases 94 to 2427 code for a protein of 777 amino acids.